This is a messenger RNA of Impatiens glandulifera, 1810 nucleotides long. RefSeq names its product V-type proton ATPase subunit H. Gene Ontology annotation, cellular component: vacuolar proton-transporting V-type ATPase, V1 domain. The transcript is spliced from 12 exons. NCBI's taxonomy places the organism in Eukaryota, Viridiplantae, Streptophyta, Magnoliopsida, Ericales, Balsaminaceae. The coding region runs from base 161 to 1522 and encodes 453 amino acids. Gene Ontology annotation, molecular function: protein binding; heme binding; proton-transporting ATPase activity, rotational mechanism. Gene Ontology annotation, biological process: proton transmembrane transport. The record is from RefSeq and is a predicted model, not a curated record.
AGAAACUGUCGUGUAUGAUUGUAAGGCAGGAUUGGAACUUGAAAGAAGAGGGAAGGGGUCCGAAGGAUAAAACCCACUCGACGACGAUCAAUCAUCUUUCUCUCGCUCUUUCCUUCUCCACAAACCGAUCUAAACCCCCGCAGCUUCUCAUUUCUUCACAAUGCCGAUCGAUCAAGCUGAGUUAACUACAGAACAGGUUCUGAAAAGGGAUAUCCCAUGGGAGACAUACAUGACAAUGAAGCUUAUCACUGGAACUGGACUUCAGUUAUUGAGGCGUUACGAUAACAAACCUGAAAGUUCCAGGGCCGCACUGCUGGAUGAUGAUGGUCCUGCUUAUGUUCGAGUAUUUGUUGGCAUUUUACGCGACAUAACUAAAGAAGAUACAAUAGAAUAUGUUCUGGCUUUAAUUGAUGAAACACUUGCAGCAAAUCCAAAGAGAGCCAGGUUAUUUUAUGACAAAUCUCUUGCUAGUGAAGAUAUAUACGAGCCUUUCUUGAGAUUGCUUCAAUAUGGCAACUGGUUCAUACAGGAGAAAAGCUGUAAGAUACUCUCUGUGAUAGUGAGUGCUAGGCCUAAAAGCCAUGAUGUCUAUGUAAAUGGAGAAGCAUCUAAAUCAAAGGGGAAAUUGAAGACCAUUGAUGAUGCUCUGAAUGGGCUGGUAGAAUGGCUUUGUGCACAGCUGAGGAGCCCUUCCCAUCCAACUCGUGGCAUCUCAACAUCUAUUAAUGCUCUGGCAACACUGCUGAAAGAACCAACAGUCAGAUCUUCAUUUGUUCAAGCAGAUGGAGUGAAGUUACUCAUUCCUCUGAUCUCUCCUGCAUCCACUCAACAGUCUAUUCAGCUUCUUUAUGAAACAUGCCUUUGCAUUUGGCUCUUGUCAUUUUACGAGCCUGCUGUUGAGUAUUUGGCUACUUCAAGAACCAUACCACGACUAAUAGAUGUUGUCAAGGGAUCAACAAAGGAGAAGGUUGUGAGGGUGGUGGUUUUAACUCUUCGGAACUUACUUCCGAAAGGGACUUUCGGUGCACAGAUGGUUGAUCUAGGGUUGCCUCAGAUUGUUCAGAAUCUAAAAGCACAGGCAUGGAGUGAUGAGGACCUGUUGGAGGCUUUAAACCAACUUGAAGAAGGCCUCAAAGAUAACAUCAAGAAACUGAGCUCUUUCGACAAGUAUAAGCAGGAAGUUCUACUUGGCCAUCUAGACUGGUCACCCAUGCACAAAGAUCCCAUAUUCUGGCGUGAAAAGAUUAAUAAUUUUGAAGAAAAUGAUUUCCAGAUUCUUAGGGUGUUGAUUACCAUUUUGGGCACUUCCAACGAUCCAAGGGCCCUGUCGGUGGCUUGCUAUGACCUUUCUCAGUUUAUUCAGUACCAUCCUGCUGGUCGGGUUAUAGUAACCGACCUCAAAGCUAAGGAUCAGGUUAUGAAACUGAUGAAUCACGAGAAUUCCGAGGUUACCAAAAAUGCACUUCUUUGCAUCCAGAGACUAUUCCUUGGUGCCAAGUACGCCAGCUUCCUGCAGGCAUAAAUCUUAAUGGGGAUCGCGACUAUCGAUCACCAGUACCAAAUGAUUCGUUCAGUUUGACAAUAAAUCUAAGCCAUCACACAAUCCUUUUCUUGUGAGUUCUGCUUUGUAAUGUGUAUUUCUGUUUAUGUAAUGUUGUUUGAGGAGUUUCUCUCCUUGCAUGAGAUCAUUUUUCGAUUUCUUUCUUUCUAAAGCGAAAAUUUCUUUUUGGUUAUGGGAUAUGGAUAUAAUUUAAUUACUCAACAUUAUUUAUUUUAUGUUGUUGUGUAUGCAAUAAGAUGAAUUUGAAGA